AUGGGCAAUAAGGUGAGCAUCAGCAAGGACGAGCUCGAGUCGAUUCAGUCCGAGUCUCAGCUCUCUGUCGAGGCCAUCAAGGACCUCUCCAAAGAGUUCAACAAGGUGUGCGACCGCAAGGGACAGGUGACGAAGGAGAACUUCAAGGCCAUCCUGCGGCAGGCCUACGGUUCGGACAACUCCACCAUGGCGGCCUCCAUCUUCAAGAUGUUCGACACCGACGGCAGCGGAUCGAUCGAUUUCCGAGAGUUUGUGAUGGCGUUGAGCUUCAUGCACUCGGAUCGCGUGGAGGACGUGGUCGAGCUCUGCUUCCGCUGUCUCGAUCUGAACGGCGACGGCGAGAUCUCAAAGGGUUCGUGGCAGGCCGCCCACCGCGUCUGCCGCUGCUGCUCAGUGCUGCGCAAGUUCCAGAAGUACACCAACCUGAGCCGCUCGGACUCAAGCCAAGCCCUGUCCCUGGACAAGGUGUCGCUGGUUUACAGUGAUGUGGGCAAGCUGAACAACGAGUCGGACGCGAUAUUUGCGCGAAUCGACGUGAACGGCGACGGAGGCAUCACGCGCGACGAGUUCAUGGCCGCCAUGUCGGCCGACCCCGAGCUUCGGGCCAAGAUGCAGGGGCUGCUCAUGAAGUCGCAGGUCAACACCAUCUUCAAGGGCAGCACCAGCAAGGUGGCCCACUGA
This is a messenger RNA of Acanthamoeba castellanii str. Neff, 681 nucleotides long. Its product is annotated as EF hand domain containing protein. The transcript is spliced from 6 exons. NCBI's taxonomy places the organism in Eukaryota, Discosea, Longamoebia, Acanthamoebidae. Gene Ontology annotation, molecular function: calcium ion binding. The record is from RefSeq and is a predicted model, not a curated record. The coding region runs from base 1 to 681 and encodes 226 amino acids.